Messenger RNA from Magallana angulata, 1775 nucleotides. Its product is annotated as T-cell differentiation antigen CD6-like. Bases 36 to 911 code for a protein of 291 amino acids. The record is from RefSeq and is a predicted model, not a curated record. Lineage: Eukaryota; Metazoa; Mollusca; Bivalvia; Ostreida; Ostreidae. The transcript has 5 exons. Gene Ontology annotation, cellular component: membrane.
GCUUAUUAUCAAACUAGAUUUUGGCAAGCUUAAUUAUGCUAGCUUUUAUAAUUCUUAUUCAAAUAGGAGAACUUGCUGUUGUGAUGUCCGAAAUUGGCAGUUGCCCAGUUAAGCAAGAUAAAGUAAUAGGAAAGAGAUUGCCUGUCAAGUGGCCUAGAGUUGAGAAGAACAUUGGUUUCCAAAUGUGUCUCAGUAAAUGUGAGGCGAUGUCCUAUUGCCUGUCCAUUAACUUUAAUCGUGUUUUGUUGGAGUGUGAGCUCAAUGAGAGGAAGAAAAAUGACUCAAAUGAUUUAGUGGACGAUGAUAGCUAUUUUUAUGCUGAAACAGUUAGGGCAGACCAUCAGAGUAACGUUUGUGGCGAUAAGAUUUGCAACAACUACUCCACAUGUGUUACAAUGGCAGGGAAUAGGAAAGUUUGCAUUGAAACAGAUUGUUCCGAAUCAGCUCCAGAGAUACAUGUACCAAACGGAAAUAUUGUUCAGCGGACGUAUUCUCCGGCGUCCAUUACUUAUGGUUGUAACAAGGACUUCAUCGGUUAUGGUACCACCCAAACCAUUUACUGUUCUAUUGGCGGGAAAUGGUCACCUCUUGAUUACCGAUGUGAACAUAGUUACACCAGGCUAGUUGGUUCCAAUGUGCCCUUUGAAGGGCGAGUGGAAGUCAACAAGUAUGGAUCCUGGGGAACCGUAUGUGAUGAUUAUUUUGGAAUGUCGGAGGCAGAUGUCGUUUGUAGAAGUUUGGGAUUUCAAGGUGCAUUACAGGUAACUCAUAAAUAUGGAAGCGGCACCGGGGCUAUUUUAAUGGAUAACGUGAAUUGUUUUUCUAAUGAGACAACAAUAUUGGACUGUGGCUAUAAAACGUCACAUGACUGUAGCCAUGCCGAAGAUGUCGGAGUUAUUUGCAAACAUUGAAGGAGUUUCUCUUUCAUGAGAGGGGGUCAACGUUGCGUUGCAAUUUUUACUAAUAACAUUUUUAUCUGCGAAACAUUGAUGAUAAUGUGAUUCGCGAAAAUGCUAUAUGUAACAUUUAUAUCAAACAUUGUACUGAUUUUACAUGGAACUUGUAUUUUUCCAUUUUUGGUGAAAAUAAGUUAUGUUUAGGUGAUUUGCUAUUUAGGAUUUAAAAUCGAUAUGUGAUUCAAUACUGUAACAUGCAGCUUACUUUGUAGAUAUUAAUAUGUAAUCAAUAGUACAAAAUGUCAUUUCUCCAAUUAAAAUAUUUCUCAUCUCAAUUUCUGUUAUAAAUUAAGUUACAAUUUUUGUCAAAUUGAUUUAAGAAUUUUGAGAAUCCAUAUUAAAUUUUACGAGAAACUAUAAAAUAUUCAUAAGGGGAGAUGAGAUAUUGUUUUACUAUAGAAAAAUAUCGAUUCAUUGACAAACUUGCUCCAGGCAUAUAGGCAUCGUUUCGACACAAAAACAAAUGCAAUAUACUGUUGCAUAUUUUCGUUUGUUUGUUUGUUUUUUGUUAAGUUUUUCUAUCACAUUAAUUAAUUAACAUGUGCGAUGUUUUUUUCAUAUUAACAUUGCAAUUGAUACAAUUAAAAAUAAACAUCAACGUCACCACAAUGAAUGACUACAACAUUGCAUUCUUCGAUAUAAUUUUUUCAUGAAUGACCAUCUAUCUAUCAUGCAUCACCCUCUUGAUUAGAGUAGGUUUUCAUGCAUGUCUUGUUUGUAUACUAAGAAAACAAUUUUCCUCCUGUGGGGAAUUAUCAGAAUUUGAACAAAGUCAAACAUUUUGUAACCUUUGAUGUUGAUUAGAAUAAAUAAAUAUUA